UAUGGAUUAAGAUUAAAGAGGCCUUUCACCAUAAUCUUCAAAAUCAUCAUCACAUUAGAAUCAAGUAUCAAGGUCUAAAGAAUUUCAAUUAGAUUUCUUUAUUUAAAAGAAGUUUACUUCUGAUGAUUUCAAAUCAAUUUUAGAGGAAACAUAAGUAAAUUAUCAAUUCUAAAUAAGCAAAAAUAUUCAAUUAAAUCUAUCUAUGUCAGUCAGAAAAAUGAAAUACCAGAAUUAGAAGGUUUAGCUUUUACAAUUGAUGAUCCUGUAGAAAAUAAAAUGAAUGCAAAAUGUGAUGCUGUUCUCCAUAUACUUCAAUCUUUUUAAGAGAAAUGCAAAUAAUAAAUAAAUAUUAUUCUCUUAAUACCAGAAGGUAUUUAUAUUGUAAUUCUAGGAAUUGUAUCCUUUUUAAUUGGCUCCAAAGGAUCAUAGCUUGCUAAAAUAAUUGAAGAAACUAAUGCCAAAAUUACUGUCAAUCAACCUAUAGCUAAUUACUCUCCUAGAACUGUUAAAAUUGUAGGUGAUUUAAGCACAAUCAAUUGUGCUAUUAGGGCUAUUACAAAAAAAAUGUAGGAGAGAGGCAUAUCAUAAGAAGAUUAUAAAAAGGUUCCUGAAGCUUUGAAUCCAUAAAAAGUUAAUUCUAAAGUAAGAAUCAAUAUAAUAAUAUAUAGGCAAAACUCAUUUUUCAAUCUUCAGCUGUUGAUUAUAUUAUGAAAAACAAAAAUGAAGUUGAAAAUAAAUAUCAUGUCUAAAUCAAAGCAAAAGAUAGUAAUGAUAUUAAACUUACUGUAACAUUAUUUUUAUUAUUAUCUUUCUAUAGCAAAAAUGCAAACUUAAAAGAGAUGAUAAAAUAGUUUAAUUGCAAGGUUCUUUAUCCAAUGUUUAAGAUGCUUUGUCAUCAUUAAUUAGAAGAGUCGCAGAACAUUAAAAAAAAUAAGAAUUAGAAAUCAAAAUUGUUAUGCCAGCUAGUUAUGCUUCUAAAUUAAUAGGAGCAAGUAUAUUUAUAUAUAUCAAUAUUUUUAGAGGGUUGUUAAAUUAGAGAUUUGGCUACAAAAUCAAAAGGAGCUUAAAUUAAAGUCUUAUCUGAUAAGGAUGAAACUGAUCAUGAUUAUAGUAUAUAAUUCCUUUAAAUAUUAUAGAUUGUAUUGUUCAAAUAGCAGGAAAUUUAUAAAAUAAAUAAGAUGCUAGUAAAUUAAUACUUUAACAAAUUGAAUGUUUUAAGAAUGGAGGACCUGUAUUAUAUUUGUAUUAUUUAAAUAAUAGAUAAUGGACAGUGGCAAAUUUUUAAAUGAUGAAAAUUAAAUAUCUCAAUUAUCUAAUAAUUAUGAUGAUUUUAAUAAAAUUAAGAGGUUUACAAUUUCACAAAACUUUUUAGAUAAAAAUCCAGUUCAAUAUCAGAAAGGAAUUCACGUUCAAGAUCAUAAUCUAGAAGAAAGCACAAACAUCAAAGAAAAAGAUCUAUAGAAAAAAGAUCUGUAUCAUCCAGGUAAUUCAAAUUAAAUUAACCUUACUUAUUAGUUACUCUAAAAGAAGAGAAAGAACUAAUGUCUUAUCUACAAAAAUGAUUAUUUCUAAUGAAGUGAUGCAUAUUUUAGAAAGAUAUGAUAAAUUAAGAGAAUAUAAAGAGAGAUUUAAUGUAGACACAUAAGCUGAAGACUCGGUACUAAUCAAAUCUAAAAAUUAGAGAAGAAAUUCUGAAUCUUACUUGAGAUUAAAAGGCAAAUUAAAAGAUUGUUUAAUUGUAAUUGAAGAAAUUUUGAAUGAGCAACAAAAAAUCCUAAGAAAAUGA
Messenger RNA from Paramecium pentaurelia, 1786 nucleotides. NCBI's taxonomy places the organism in Eukaryota, Ciliophora, Oligohymenophorea, Peniculida, Parameciidae. The record is from the annotation of a GenBank genome assembly.